UUCGAUUACAAUUAGUAAGCGAUCUACUCGCCUUUCACCUUCACAUCAAGACGAUGGCUUCAGAUGAAGUUCCGUCACCUACAUCGAUCUUAUUUGCGCGUGGCCUUCUAGCCCGCCUUGCGCUCUGGCCAGCUCUUCGAAUCGCUGUGCACCAAAACUGGGGAGGUCCGCAAAGCGCACAAAAACAGCGCUGGCUAGCGGGUGUCAUCACAGAUGAAUUCGAAGCAUCACUUCCACCAUUAUCUACUUCAUUCACAACUCUCAAUUCAGCCCCCAUACAUCCGUCACACACGCUCCCUGAACCUGACACUGAAUAUAUAGAAGCGAUGCUGCUCCAGAUCAUGGAUGACGAGUUUGAGGUUGCACUCGAGGAUGGAAGCGCGUUUGACGUUGCUAGAGAUGCCGUGCGUUUGUGGGGCGAUGCGAAGGAGGGUAGGGACGGAUAUGUUAAGGACUUGGAGAUGCAAGCAGAACGAAUGAAAGGAAAAAUGCCUCAAUAUGAAGUUGAUGCAGGGAGUGGAAGUGAUUGGGAGGAUAGCGAUGGUGACGAGGACGAGAGUGGAAGCGAUGGCGAAGAUUACGGGAACGAUGUUGUUCCACAGCUGCUCAACCAUGCAAAAGAGGUACCAGAUACUGACGAGGAUGGCUUUACCAUUGUGAAAAGGAAGGGAGGCAAAUAAUAUGAUACCAAGUGUACCGUAUCGACUCACAAACGCCUAAUCACUAUCUGAAGAAUCGUCACC
Messenger RNA from Suillus paluster, 743 nucleotides. RefSeq names its product Pre-rRNA-processing protein TSR2-domain-containing protein. The transcript has a single exon. The record is from RefSeq and is a predicted model, not a curated record. Gene Ontology annotation, biological process: maturation of SSU-rRNA from tricistronic rRNA transcript (SSU-rRNA, 5.8S rRNA, LSU-rRNA). Bases 54 to 680 code for a protein of 208 amino acids. Gene Ontology annotation, cellular component: nucleus. NCBI's taxonomy places the organism in Eukaryota, Fungi, Basidiomycota, Agaricomycetes, Boletales, Suillaceae.